Messenger RNA from Diospyros lotus (date-plum), 1479 nucleotides. RefSeq names its product zinc finger A20 and AN1 domain-containing stress-associated protein 5-like. Gene Ontology annotation, molecular function: ubiquitin-protein transferase activity; zinc ion binding. The coding region runs from base 230 to 742 and encodes 170 amino acids. Gene Ontology annotation, biological process: protein ubiquitination. The record is from RefSeq and is a predicted model, not a curated record. Lineage: Eukaryota; Viridiplantae; Streptophyta; Magnoliopsida; Ericales; Ebenaceae. The transcript has a single exon.
UCACUCUCCACGCCUGCCUUUAUUUAUUUUUUUAUUUUUCUAAAAACUCGAAGCCAUACCAAAUUUCUCAAUCCCUUUCAAUCGCAUUGAAUUAAUUUCCAUCAAACCCAAAGCCGAAGCCGAAGCCCCAUCAAACAACAAAACCAAAACCACUAUUUAUUCUUUCUUCCUGCGUCGUCCGUCCUCACCAGCCACAAACCACGCCGUCGCCGCCGCCGCCGCCGCCGCCAUGGCUCAGAAGAGAGAGAAAGAAGAGGCCGAGCUCAGGGUCCCCGAUACCCUCGUCUGCAACGCCAAUCCGGUUCCCCCAUCCUCCAAGCUCUCCGGCACCGAAAACCCUCCCACCGCCUCCGGCAGUUCGCCGAGAUCGCCGGAUCUUACGGUGGACGCUACCUCCAUCCGUGCCGCCUCAGGAACCGAUGAUCCGCCGCAGAGAUCGUCGGAUCCGACGGCUUCUGCUUCUGCUUCUGUCUCUCCGCCUCAUCUUUUUCCGGAGAGAUCAUCAGAUCUGGCUUUAUCGUCACCGUCUUCUCCGGCGAAGAAGCUGCAGGUCAACCGAUGCGCUGGCUGUAAGAGGAAGGUCGGUCUCACGGGGUUCCGAUGUCGAUGCGGAGAUCUGUUCUGCUCCGACCACCGCUACUCGGACCGCCACGACUGCACUUUCGAUUACAAGGCUGCCGGGAGGGAAGCCAUCGCCCGCCAAAAUCCGGUGGUUCGACCGGCCAAAAUUCUCAAGGUUUAAAUCGAAGAAACAGAUGAAAAAUUCGAAAAUAUCAAACAUCGGAUUCUCAAUCUGCGUCAGAUGCAUCGGCAACCAUGGAAGAAAGCGGCGGAUCUGGUGGAUUGUUAUUUUAUGGAAAGGCGGUUGAUUGGUGUGGUGGGCUUGGAAGGGGAUAAAGAAGUCGUAAAUUGGGUGAAGGAUUGAGGGUAUUAUUGUGAUUUUAAGUUAUUGCUGUAGUGUGUUUUCAUUUGUAAUAUUUUUCAUUCUACUUAGACUAGUAUGUCGCUUCGCUUCGCUUCAAAGCUAUCUCAAGUAUGAUGAACUCCUCCGAUUCGGAAUCCAUAAAUGGAUCUAUUUAUUUAUUUUCUGAAAAAACAGUGACGUAAUUAUUGUUCCGAGUUAUGAACCCCCCAAAGGAAGCCCACUUGUCAGGUUCUUAUUUGAUGGAAGAGUAGGUGAGAAGCAACGUGAUGUGGGUGGGGUUUGUGCAUCGGCAGAAUGGGCGGUGUGCCAUAAUCAACCGGGGGGUAGUGUAUAAUUCCAUUCUAGAUAUUAGUUCAGUGGCGCUCGUUGAGUUCAAAAAGGGUUUCCAUUGAAGGUCGUCUUGUCCGGUUGCACAGGUUGACAGACGCCUGAAAAUCUACAAAUUUUAGAUUUCAAUUUUUAUUUAAUUUAUUGUUAGUUUGUAUUUGUAUUUAUAUUUGGUGUUUAUGAAUUGUAAUAUAAGUGCUUUAAUGAUUAUAUAUUUAUGUGAUUAA